Molecule: messenger RNA, 2820 nt
Organism: Oncorhynchus keta (chum salmon)
Lineage: Eukaryota; Metazoa; Chordata; Actinopteri; Salmoniformes; Salmonidae
Product: alpha-ketoglutarate-dependent dioxygenase FTO-like
Exons: 7
Coding region: 1-741 (246 amino acids)
Biological process (GO): regulation of multicellular organism growth; RNA repair; DNA alkylation repair
Molecular function (GO): broad specificity oxidative DNA demethylase activity; mRNA N6-methyladenosine dioxygenase activity; ferrous iron binding
Source: RefSeq, a predicted model, not a curated record
AUGGUUUGCUACAGUGUAUUGGAAGAAUAUGAGAAGUUGAUAAUCGCAGUGACUGGCUGGUGUGGGAGCACAUUGACUGGUGUUGGUUGUGUGGUGACCGUGGUGUGUCCUCCUCUGUCCCCAGAUGACCUGAACAGGACCCAUCAGCACUGUGUUCUGGCUGGAGACUCAGCCCGCUUCAGCUCUACACACAGAGUGGCGGAGUGUUCCACCGGGACCCUGGAAUACAUCCAGUCUCGCUGCCGGGAGGCCCUGUCUAACCUGAGCACAGACCCAGAAACAGGGACCCACUGCCUGCUGUCUCUGCUGCCAGCUACCCUGCAAGGCUACGAGGAGAUACACAACGAGGUGGAGUUUGAGUGGCUGAGGCAGUACUGGUUCCAGGGCCAGCGUUACACCCGGUUCUGCAGCUGGUGGGCCAGACCCAUGGAGCAGCUGGAGAAUGACUGGAGAGAGAUGGAGCUCAUGACACAACUCUUACUGGCAGCGGUAGAGGAAGAGGGACAACCGGAGGAGGGCAGGAGAGAGAUGGCAGAGACCCUGCUAACUGCCCUGACAGACAGACAGCAGCACAGACAGACCUGGAGAGACAGGUGCCAUUCCAGCCUGGCCCAGACCCUGCCCCCAGAAGAGGCCCCCGUUGACCGGCCGUUUUGGGCCGACGGUGACCCCAGCAUGCCUCUGCCCUUUGACCUAGCUGACAUCAUCAACAGGGUGGAGUCACUCCUCUGGAGGAUGUGACGGAUGGGACACAAAGUAAAGAGAAGGAGAAAGAGAGCGAGAGAGUCACCCCGUCAUCUGAACAGCCUCUAUCGUGAGGACAGACGACAGAGGAGGAGAACAGGACCUACCAACUCCUGAUGGUGUCAACGUCCUCCAAUGGGGGUACACUUCCCCAGCCCAGCCCACCCUGGACCCCUCCCAACCCUGUACCUCACCCCACACUGCCCAAACCAGUCUCAUCUAGCUUUGCUUGGAUUGACUCAACAUGGCUGCAACAUGAGGAUGGAACCCUGAGUAGUGCUUUGCUAACAUGCUAUAGCUGGUAUUGGAACUAGUCUCACAAUGGUAACGUGGAUAACCUGCAGAAUUAAAACUGAAUGUGUAGGAAUGUAUUAUUUCAAUCAAUGUUCUGUUUCUUUUCUACAUUUAACCAGCUUUGUGUAUGGAUAUGACAAAUAGUCAUACAGAUGUAGGAUCUUAAUUUGACCAGUUUCUCACAGCAGCAAAAUUAUCCUGCAGCAACAGGAAAUGUGAAUUAUUGGGUGGAUUAUAAUUAAUGGACAUUUUUACUUCGGGCAAAUCAAGUCUGACAUUUUCAUGUGGAAAUUACAAACAGAAAUCCUUUUGAACCUUGAAACCUUUAAACCUUAAACCACUACAAGUUUGCAUUUCCUUGCUGCUCAGGAAAUUUCCUGCAACAACAGGGUGAUCAUAUUAAAAUCCUAUAUCUGUAGUACAUUUAUACUUUCUGUUUCUAACUCAAUGUUGUUCUAAUUAUACUGUUGUAUCCUAAUGUCCAUUCACUUCCUGUAUUUCACAACUUACUUGUUCAGAAUCUCACAGGGCAUGACUUUGUGUUACUAAGAUCUGACUGACUCUGUGUGUGUGUGUGUGUGUGUGUGUGUGUGUGUGUGUGUGUGUGUGUGUGUGUGUGUGUGUGUGUGUGUGUGUGUGUGUGUGUGUGUGUGUGUGUGUGUGUGUGUGUGUGUGUGUGUGUGCCACUGCAGUAUUUACAGUAUGUGAAAUUGUAUGUGUGUGAAGCAGUAUGAUAGGGCCUGUAGCAGGGCUGGGAGUUGUUUGUGUUAGAGUGGAAAGGACACAAGUCUAGUAGGCCUAUAGGUUGUAGUAGGCAUGUCUCUGUCUGUAGGCCUGUCUCUAGUCUGCUCUGUAGGGCUGAAAGGCAGCCCAGGCAGACAGCUACUGUAGGGCUGAAAGGCAGCCCAGGCAGACAGCUACUGUAGGGCUGAAAGGCAGCCCAGGCAGACAGCUACUGUAGGGCUGAAAGGCAGCCCAGACAGACAGCUACUGUAGGACUGAAAGGCCUCCCAGGCAGACAGCUACUGUAGAACUAAAAGGCAGCCCCGACAGACAGCUACUGUAGGACUGAAAGGCAGCCCAGGCAGACAGCUACUGUAGGGCUGAAAGGCAUCCCAGGCAGACAGCUACUGUAGGACUGAAAGGCAGCCCCGACAGACAGCUACUGUAGGGCUGAAAGGCAUCCCAGGCAGACAGCUACUGUAGGGCUGAAAGGCAGCCCAGGCAGGCAGCUACUGUAGAACUGAAAGGCAGCCCCGACAGACAGCUACUGUAGGACUGAAAGGCAGCCCAGGCAGACAGCUACUGUAGGACUGAAAGGCAUCCCAGGCAGACAGCUACUGUAGGACUGAAAGGCAGCCCAGGCAGACAGCUACUGUAGGACUGAAAGGCAGCCCAGACAGACAGCUACUGUAGGACUGAAAGGCAUCCCAGGCAGACAGCUACUGUAGGACUGAAAGGCAGCCCAGACAGACAGCUACUGUAGGACUGAAAGGCAUCCCAGACAGACAGCUACUGUAGGACUGAAAGGCAUCCCAGACAGACAGCUACUGUAGGACUGAAAGGCAUCCCAGGCAGACAGCUACUGUAGGACUGAAAGGCAUCCCAGGCAGACAGCUACUGUAGGGCUGAAAGGCAGCCCAGGCAGACAGCUACUGUAGAACUGAAAGGCAGCCCCGACAGACAGCUACUGUAGGACUGAAAGGCAGCCCAGGCAGACAGCUACUGUAGGACUGAAAGGCAUCCCAGGCAGACAGCUACUGUAGGACUGAAAGGCAGCCC